Myzus persicae (green peach aphid) is the source of this 1830-nucleotide messenger RNA. RefSeq lists its product as uncharacterized. The record is from RefSeq and is a predicted model, not a curated record. The transcript is spliced from 8 exons. Bases 202 to 1752 code for a protein of 516 amino acids. Lineage: Eukaryota; Metazoa; Arthropoda; Insecta; Hemiptera; Aphididae.
CAGCUUCACACCCGGCCCACACCCACUCCGGGCCAUUUCCCGGGCCACGCCUCAUUCCCCCUCAGUACGUGUGCAACACGCCGGCGCGAGCUUUCCGCAGAUUUCCCAGGGACCAAAGCUGGUGUCCGUUCUCGAGUUACUCUUGCAAUAGCACCCUGACAGUCCAGACGUCGCAGAUCGCUUUUCAACCUUCAUCCCGAGAUGUCUGAAUCCGCAGAUGAGCCACGCCCAGAACAGGGCGACGUCAUCCCGACACAGCGCCCCGCAGACAACAUCGACUGGUCUCAAUUUUACGACAUGUUCAUGAAAAUUGAACAACGUUUGCCAGACUUCGAUCACAUGUUGAUGGCCAUGAACGAUUACGCGUUCCAGAGAACUUCAAGACAAAGACAAACAAAUGAUUUGAUUGAAUUUUGUGGAGUGCUUAAAAAAGGUUUUAUUGAUUGGUAUACAAGUAAUAUCAAUGAUGAAUUGAAAGUACCCAAUUUUAUUGAUUUGACAAGUCAAGUUUUUGACGAUGACAUAUUGAAGAAAAUUGAGAAGAAACUAGUUAGUAUUACAAGUCCUGAUACAGAUACUAGUAAACUUACAGACACAUGUGCUAAUACAGAUACUAGUGAAAGUACAAAAACAAUUACUAAUACAGAUGCUGGCGAAAGUACAAACACAAUUGUAAAUACAGAUGCUAGUGAAAGUGCAAACACAAGUCCUAAUACAGAUGCAUGUAAAAAUACAGACACAGGUGCUAAUACAGAUGAUAGUGAAAGUACAAGCACAAGUGCUAAUGCAAAUGCUAGUGAAAGUACAAAUACAAGUACUAAUUCAGAUGCUAGUAAAAGUACACCCCUAAGUGCUAAUACCUUUAUUCAAACAAGGGACGGUACAUGUGUUCAUAAAAGGGCUAAAUCAAGUAUCAAGAAUUAUGCAGAGAUGUUGAAAUAUUCAAAAUAUUUUUACACACGCACGGAAAGUAGAAAGAUUACAUUAAACGGUAUAUCACAGUCAACUGGGACAAAUGUUGACAGCGACCAAAGUUUUAAAAUAAUAAUGCCAACUAUGGCUGAUUAUCAUACUUACCUAAGGAGAAGACUUCCUGUCGAUCGUAAUAUCCAUCUUGGAAAUGAUUAUGAUCGUCAUUGGUGGAGACAAACAAAUGAUAAAAUUAUUUUAAAUUUGGAUAUAUCUGACUUGGUUGUUGACAUGUUUCCAAACAUUAAAGUAGUGGUAACCAUAGUUGGUUUCAAGGUUAAAGUAAGACGUCGUAAUAAAUGGAUUACUGUAUUAUCAAAUAAGUUUGAAAAAUGUAUUAGAAAAUCUAAAUGGGCAGUCAAUAAAUACAUGCACGUCAAAAUAACAAUGAGUAAAAAGGAAAAAGAAUUUUGGAGUAAAUGUCUAGUUACUGAAACAAGAGAACUUGAUACAUCAAAUUUCAAAAAUCAUUUUUGUUCCAAAAAGUGCACUGCACCUAGAAUACAUACUUUAAAAUACAGUUCGACAAAAAAAGAAUGUUUGAAAAAUUUAACGGCAUUUCUCAAACGAGAAUAUGGUUUGGAAGAAUUUGAUUCAUUUAUGGACGUAAUAGAGUCUACAGCCCCACCUACAACUGAGGAAACACCGCGAGAUUCAGCUAAAAAUUUGAAGUUGUCUGUAGAUCCAAGUACAGAAAAGUCUCUGAACUCUGACUCUGAAGAUCUUCCGGACACAAAAGAAUCUCCUAUGGACUUGGACGAUCCACCAAAUUUAGCAGUAUAAUAUAACACUGAAGUCUCAAAUUCAACACAUCUAUAGAUUUUAAAUUUUGAUAUAUCCUCUUCACAUCCUUAAUUUAAA